AUGCCAACGCAGACAUCUAAACGGCAGCCACUAAGUUGCGAAAAUUGUCGCAAGAGGAAAAUCAAGUGCGAUGGCAAGAAGAACCCAUGUGAUACUUGCGUUCGCCGUGGCUAUGGACACACUUGCCUCUACAUUCGCCAGGCCAUUCCGCUCGCCACUAGCAGCCCACGUGGCUUAAAUGCCGAAGCGCUACUCCAGAGAUUGAUGCGAGUUGAGUCCCUACUCGAGCAGCACAUUGAGGAUACCUCCAGCCAACGGGUCACUCCUCGGGAAUCGACCACUUCGGCCUCCCAUGAUCGGCUAUCCAUGUCCAGCUCUUCUCCUUUCACAGAGCCAAAUCUACAGCCAGCAGCAUUUCCUCCUCCGAAAAUCAGAGGCACAAUUAUCACAUCGCCGAGAGGCUACCAGCGCUUCGUGCCAGGGGUUGCUUGCUCUGAUGCUGCUGCUGUAAAUGAACUGCUCCAAUCUGACUCGAGCUUUGCCAUGGGCUCCGACUUUCCUUUCUUUGCAGGUAGCUCAUGCUCGCGACAAUCUCUACUAGAUACUCUGCCCCCAACUCGCCAGUGUGAGGAGCUCAAGUCGGUUUUCUUCCAAGUCUUCUCCCCGCUUUUUCACGUCUUGCACGACCCGACGUUCCAUGCACAUUACGCCAAGUUCCGCCAGAACCCAUCAGAUGUAUCGUUGUCGUUUCUCGCCCUGAUUUUUGUCAUUCUCUCUAUCGCCGUCACCGCGUUUGAUGAAGGCCAUCCGCUCCUGGCAGAUUUAGGGCGGGAAUCAAGUGCCGCCGCAAACAUCAGAAGUCUAGCCGGGAGAUAUAGAUCUGCUGCCAUGAGAUGCUUAUCAGCAGAUCAAUUUCUUUGGCAACAUAACCUGCAUACCAUGCAGGCCUUGGUUCUACUCAUCUACGCCAUCAAUCAUGCUCACGGGUCGUCGUGGGCACUAUUAGGAGCCACACUCAAUAUUGGGUUUUCUAUUGGCCUUCAUGUUGAGCCAUCGCAUCUCGACCUCGCUCCGGUACUGAGCGAGGAGCGACGACGAUGCUGGGCCGCGCUCAUGUUGCUGUACACAAUACAAAACACGUGUCUUGGCAAUAUUGCGCCACAGAAGAUUAUUGCCACAGUCAAUUUGCCAGCGGACAUAGAUGAUGAGCAGCUCAUUGAACAGGGUAGUAACAUUAUCAUCCAGGAAGGGAAGGCGGAUAAUGCGCCGACAAAAAUGUCUUACCUACUAUACAAAUUCAAGCUCUACCAAAUUGCUGCCGAGGUUUGUGUGUAUGCACAGGGAGAUGCUGAUCUCAACAAGGUCACCACUUUUAACCACAGAAUUGACAUGGAGGAGGAGGAGCAUUCGGUCAGGUUUGCGCGCCAUCAAGACCUUCCAGUUUACCAUCUAGCACACUACAUCAUUCUUAAAAACUACACAAACCACUUGCGGCUUGUUCUUCAUCGCCCCUAUCUUCAACACCAACCAAGCGCCUCCAACAGUGCCCCGAUGUCCAGCAACACAGUCGUGAAUAGCAGGCGCAUUUGCCGGAUCGCCGCUAUGAUGAUCUUGGAUAAUCACAAGCAGCUCUUCGAAAUCGACCUCUUCCGACCUUAUCGCUGGUAUAUUUACGGAAUUGGCAGCUUCCAUACAUUUCUCGCAGCCUCGACGCUCGUGGUGCUCUUGGUAACCUCCUUCAACGAGGAUCACCCCUCAGACUACUCGAUCAGCCUCACUGCCCUGCAGGAUUGUCUUGUGCGUUUCGAAAGCAUGGCGGCGAGAAGCGAAAUCUGCGCCAGAGCAGCUUCAAUACUCCAUCGACUACUCUCAAACUUGACGUGUUCAUCAUCUGACAGCAGUUUUCAACAAGCAAGGCCUCAUCCGCAACAAACCGGUUUGACUGUCUCGAACAACGGCUUUGUUGCGUUGCCUUCCGUGACCGAGACUACUUCAGUAUACGACACCACAACUUCUCCGGUGGCUUCCAAUUCACCAUCACUGGCCUUCCACAACAACUCCUCCUUUUACGGCCCUUGUCCACCAGAGCUGCAAAAUCUCGUGCAACUCCCGUCCGAACAGUGGCUGGGAGGGCCCUCGGCUUUCUCAUGGGCGGACUGGAACUGGGAGCCUACCCCAGCGCCUUCUGCCAUGGAAUUCCAGGGCGGCAUCUCCUCCCACUCACACUCACAGUCGUUUCUUAGAGAUACUUUGAUCGAUGUCUGA
Molecule: messenger RNA, 2205 nt
Organism: Exophiala bonariae
Lineage: Eukaryota; Fungi; Ascomycota; Eurotiomycetes; Chaetothyriales; Herpotrichiellaceae
Exons: 2
Coding region: 1-2205 (734 amino acids)
Biological process (GO): DNA-templated transcription; regulation of DNA-templated transcription
Molecular function (GO): DNA-binding transcription factor activity, RNA polymerase II-specific; DNA binding; zinc ion binding
Source: RefSeq, a predicted model, not a curated record